Sodiomyces alkalinus F11 is the source of this 2421-nucleotide messenger RNA. Its product is annotated as RNA polymerase III subunit RPC82. The coding region runs from base 192 to 2189 and encodes 665 amino acids. Gene Ontology annotation, cellular component: RNA polymerase III complex. Lineage: Eukaryota; Fungi; Ascomycota; Sordariomycetes; Glomerellales; Plectosphaerellaceae. Gene Ontology annotation, molecular function: single-stranded DNA binding. The transcript is spliced from 4 exons. Gene Ontology annotation, biological process: DNA-templated transcription. The record is from RefSeq and is a predicted model, not a curated record.
GCGAAUAACGUCAACUCCCUCUACGUUACCGUCUUCCAUAAUUUAUUUUGCUCACAGACAACCGUCAAUCUAUUUCAAUGGUCCACCGGUAGCUUUUGUGGCAGCUCUGGAGAUAGUGAGAGCAUCUAUCUCUAGAGAGGAUCUCUUUCCACCAACGCAAACAAAGCCACCUUCCCGUCGACAUACAUACCAUGCUGGUUACCAAGCAUGCCGCUGAGCUCUGUGCUCAUGUCGUGAACGAUAUGCUUGGCGAACUCCCUGCGAGGGUCUUGACCGUUUUAUUUGGCAAAGGAAGGUUGACGCAUGCGCAACUUGUUCAUCAUACCUCAUUGCCUCCUCGAGAAGUGCGUCAUGGCUUAGCCGUCCUUAUACAACAGAAUCUACUGUAUCAUUAUUCAAGCCGAGAGUCUCCUGUCACGAACUACGAAGCGAACCCGGAUGCUUGUUAUAACCUUCUCCGCUCAGGAAAGGUUGUGGAGAUGGUGGGAAAUGAAUACGGUCCUGCGGAACAAGAGGUAGUCAAGACGUUGCUACAACUCGGCCAUGCCAGAGUAUCCGAUCUCGUUCAGGCCUUUGGGUACUCAGAAGGAGGUGAAAAUGGGACCAACGGCUACCAUGUGAAUGGUGGAGGACGGCCAGGGGCCAGCCCGUCUCGCCACGUCCAAUCAGCCGAAGAACUCUAUAUUGUUCUUUGUCGGCUCAUUAUUGGGGGCGUCAUCGACCAGGUUGGCCCGAAGACGUUUAGAAGCCCAGAUGACAUGCUUCGUGAGAUACAAGACGAUACAAUGAAGACCGCCACGGGAGAGAAAACCAGCGCAAAGGCCAAAGCAGCAUUACAACAAGUAGCGAUGGCGCGAUUCCGGACAGCAUGUGACGAGAGCCAGAAGUUGAAGCGGCAGCUCGAACACACCGUCCCUUUUACUGCCAAACGGAGGAGAAUGGCGAAUGGAACGCAUUCCAACGGCUCCCUCGGUGGGAAGAGAUAUAGUGAAGCAAUUCCUCCCAACUGUGUCCUCAAGAUCAACUUUGAAAAGUGUCUAGUUGACCUACGGAACCAAACACUAGCCCGCUAUGCGUCAGAGAGUCUAGGCAUGAUCACGGGACAAGUAUAUCACACCACUCUCCGGCUUCUGUCCGAUAAACUUGCUCGUUGUCGAGAGAAUCCGAGGGUAGAUGCAGAACUCGAUGUUAACGGCAGCGCGGACGACGACUACGACGACGAGAGUGGUGGUCACAAGUCCAAUCAAUCUAUUAUUGUCACCUCAACUCAGAUCUUCGACGCUCUAGACCCUUCACUCAACAUCGCCGCCGGUAUAGGAAAAGUUCCCAGGGACAAGAUACAUUUUCGCAGUGCGGAGAAGGUGCGAAAAGAACCGAAAUAUUCAUCGCUGGACUCCGAUGAGUCGGAAGGCGAGGAUAUCCGUCAGCAGAUGCCGAGAAGGCACGGCGAAGAAGACUCCGACAUGGAGGACAUGAGGUCUCCAGCGCGGAGACAUAGACGAUUGGAAGGCGACGACGCGAAGGUCACGUUCGACGACGGCGUAGAUGCGAAGGACAAUCGCUUCGAAAAUAUGCGACAACAUCUCCUCCUCUUAGCCGAAAGCCAAGAAGGCUUCCUUCGACAUUGUGGCACCCAGGGUCGAGGCCAAUGGACGGUGGAUUUCAAGCCGCUCUUGGAUCGGCUCGGGCAGAUGGAAUCAGAAGCCAUCAUCGAGCAGACCUUUGGGCGGCAUGGCUUGAGAUUGACCCGUAUCCUUCGGAGCAAGGGGAAGCUGGAUGAAAAGACGCUGCCUUCCCUGGCCCUCAUGAAGAAGCAAGACGUGCAGGGGAAGAUGCUGGCUUUGCAAAUGGCCGGCUUUGUCGACGUUCAAGAAGUACCUCGAGAUAACAGCCGGACAGCAAACCGAACCAUGUUCUUCUGGUUCUUUGACGAGAGCAGGGUGAGGAAUCAGCUGUUAGACGACAUGUACAAGACCAUGCUUCGAUGCUUGCAGACGUUGGAUGUGCAAAGGUAUCGAGAGCGAAACAUUCUGUCAUUCGUCGACAGAAAGGAUGUCAAGGGAAAGGAAGAAGAAGUCAUGACCACGGAACACUACAACAAGUACAAUCGCUUUCUAGAGCUACAGAGCAAGCUUCUGGGCCAUGUGAUGAGGUUGGAUGACCUGGUCUCUGUGUUCAAGGAUUUCUGACGAGGCCCUCCUGGUGGAUGAUGCGGCGCAUGGGAAACCAACACAAACUGGCACUGUUCAUCCUGCUAUGUAGGGGUUACGCGAGAGGAAAGAUACUGCCUGGGGUGCUUACUUUGGGCCACCUAGGUACUAGGUAUUGGAGAUGAAUCAAAUGUCCAUAUUCAGACCCCGCUGACGACGGUAGCUACAAAAUAAACUACGUCUGACACCACGCCGUGUAGGAGUGGCCCGC